AGACCCGCUCCCUCGCGGCCUCGAGAAGCUGCGAGACGGGGAGGGGAGGUCCCGGUCGGUCCCGGUCGGUCCCGGUCGGUCCCGGUCGGUCCCGGUCGGUCCCGACGACUCCUGGGCGUCUGGUCCACGACCUGUUCUUGGCGCUAUGUUUGAGGUGGUAUCAACAUCCUACAGAAGAAGAAUUACGAAUUCUUGCAGGAAAGCAGCAAAAAGGGAAAAGCAAAAAAGAUAGAAAGUUUCCAUGAAGAUGUUAGGUUGUCUAAAAUCUACAGAAGAAAAAGUAGAAGAAAAGAGGGUGAAAUGCUAAGCUAGCAACCAAAAUUUUCUUCUUGUCAUUAAUUUAGGAAAUAUAACGGUCACAUUGAAAGUAAGCCACUAACCAUUCCAAAGGAUAUUGACCUUCAUCUAGAAACAAAGUCAGUUACAGAAAUGGAUACUUUAGCAUUACAUUACUUUCCAGAAUACCAGUGGCUCGUGGAUUUCACAGUGGCUGCUACAGUUGUGUAUCUAGUAACUGAAGUAUACUACAAUUUUAUGAAGCCAACUCAGGAAAUGAAUAUCAGCAUAGUUUGGUGCCUGCUUGUUUUGUCUUUUGCAAUCAAAGUUCUAUUUUCAUUAACUACACACUAUUUUAAAGUAGAAGAUGGUGGUGAAAGAUCAGUCUGUGUUACCUUUGGAUUUUUUUUCUUCGUCAAAGCAAUGGCAGUAUUGAUUGUAACAGAGAACUAUCUGGAAUUUGGACUUGAAACAGGGUUUACAAAUUUUUCAGACAGUGCGAUGCAGUUUCUUGAAAAGCAAGGUUUAGAAUCUCAGAGUCCUGUUUCUAAACUUACUUUCAAAUUUUUUCUGGCCAUUUUCUGUUCACUCAUUGGGGCUUUUUUGACAUUUCCUGGAUUACGACUGGCUCAAAUGCAUCUGGAUGCCCUGAAUUUGGCAACAGAAAAAAUUACACAAAUAUUACUUCAUAUCAACUUCUUGGCACCUUUAUUUAUGGUUCUUCUCUGGGUUAAACCAAUCACCAAAGACUACGUUAUGAACCCACCAUUGGGAAAAGAAAAUAUCCCUUUAAUGACAGAAGCUACAUUUGAUACUCUGCGACUGUGGUCAAUAAUCCUGCUGUGCGCUUUGCGGUUGGCCAUGAUGCGUAAUCACAUGCAGGCUUAUUUAAACUUAGCCCAGAAAUGUGUGGAUCAGUUGAAGAAAGAAGCAGGACGAAUAAGUACGGUUGAGCUACAGAAAAUGGUGGCUCGAGUCUUCUAUUACCUUUGUGUCAUUGCACUGCAGUAUGUGGCACCUCUGGUUAUGCUGCUGCACACAACCCUGCUUCUGAAAACACUAGGUAAUCAUUCCUGGGGGAUUUAUCCAGAAAUGAUUUCCUUGCCAGUGGAUAACAGUCUGCCCUCCAAUUCUGUUUACUCUGAAUUACCAUCCGCUGAUGGGAAGAUGAAGGUAACUGUUACACAGAUAACAGUGGCACUGAGCAGCUUAAAAACCGUUUUUACUCCUCUGCUUUUCCGAGGACUUCUGUCUUUUCUGACCUGGUGGAUUGCUGCUUGCCUCUUUUCUACAAGCCUUUUUGGGCUUUUCUAUCACCAGUAUCUGACUGUGGCAUGAACCUCAGUUAACACUAAAGGAUAUACAAGUCACACUUUAAAUUCAAAUAUUUGUGGCCUUGAAGGGUUGAAGAAAGCAGACACAAAGGGAAAAAAAGGCAUAUCAGAAUAUCUUGUUUUAAAUACUUCCUCUGUAUUCUCAGGGUGAAUUAAUGUUAUUUAAAAUCACAGAAUAAAUUGAUAACUGUUGUACUGUGGCAUUGGAAUUUUAACUCUUUGUAUUAACUGAUGUGAGUGGGCUAUCUACAAGGGUGAUGCUUUUGAUUACCUUGGUUUACAGAAAGCCCUGGCAGUCUUUGAAACUUCUCAUGUGACUCCAGUUAUUGAUUGAUUGCUUUUAAUAGUAUUAAGGUACUGUUAAUACUCAGUAUUGGCUGCCUGUAGAACAGUCUUCAAACUGAGCCAUGCUUUGGGGAGGAAAGGGAGUGAAAGUCUCUUCUGUUGGCAAUGUUUUCUCUUCAGAUAACAACAGAAAAUCCAACAGAAAGGAAGAAAUAGCUACUGUAUAUUACAGUAAAGAAAGCUGCAUAGUUAUUUUAAAUUUAGUGGAGAUGUACAUGCUUAAUAUCUAUAAGUACUGCUGCUUGAGAGUAGCAAGAGUAUUGUUUUAAAUGUAUUCUGUCCAACUUGAGAGUUCUUCUAAAAUGAUUGGCCAUAUGAACAUUUGCAAUCCUACUUUUAGGUUUGGGCCUCCCAUAUUUUAUUUUAUUCUGUGAUCCGAAAUGGUUCUUUUUAAUAGCCUAAAAAUAUUUAUGAAUACUGAUCAAACUUUAAAAAAAAAAAUACUUUAUAAUCCUGCUGACUACCUGUAUAUAUUGUGUGUGUAUAUAUUAUAUAUUAAAUAUAUAAUAUAUUGAGAUUUUAAAAGAUGAAAAUAUUGGAUCCUUAUAAUACUUUAAGUUGUUGAAUGUAUGUUUUUAAAAAAUGAUUGAAUGAGAUGUAUUUGUAUCUAGAAAUUUUCUUUCUUUUGGAAUGAGAUUAAAAUACAUUUUAAAAGUUCAGCAGAACAAGCAAUUUAUUUGUGUUGCCUAUGUAUGGUAUUACUUCAAUUUUUGUGAAUAUUUAGAUGACUUCCCCCAAAUUAAAAUUCUGUCUUGUCAUUUUAAAAAAUCGGAACCUUUCCUUUUCUGAUCAAAUCUACAGGUAUCAUGUAAACUCUUACUUAAAUAGGACUUGUUUUAAAUCUGUGAUUUCUGGAAUUGGAAAUAAGUAAGUUGUUAUUUUGUAGGCUGGCAGUUGAGAUAAUCAAUGGAUACAUAAAAAAAAAGGGUAAAAAUCUUUUUGAUGCCAUUUACAUCUAAAACCCAGAAUAAAAGAUUAAGGUUAUAAGAGUAAUAUAAGAGACAUAACAUUGGUUUGUUUUUUAAACACUAGAAUUUAUAAAUGAGUCUUCCAUGUAACUGUCUUGGGAGGCCGUAUAUUGUGUUUCAGUGCUGCUGCCAUUAUUGAAAGUAUUUUUGAAACUCUUUGAAAUUACUUUCAAGGCUUCGGAUUCACAUUCAUUUGAAUAAUCUUGGUAUAUCAAAUUCCUGGUUUUUAGAGUAUAUUUAAAUAUCUUUUCGAAAUAAGUUUUUGAGCUGAAUAAAUCUCUUGGUCAAGAUGAAUCGUGAGCAUAGCCUAAUGAUACUGCAUGUUUAUUUCCAAAAGAAGCAUUCCCUAUAUGUCUUGAAAUAUAUCAGAAUCACCAAAAUAAAUAUGUGAAGAUGACAUUUGGCAUGUGAAAGUUCUCGUAUGUAUGACUCAAAUAAUCUCACAUGGCAUUUUUAACUAUUCUUAUUAAAAAGCUGCAUUCUUAAAAUUAUAAUUAAAUAUUUUGAAUUUUAAGAUGGUACAGUGGGAUAAUAUGAGGGAAAAAGGCAUAGAAUUCAUUAUUGGACGGAAUAACAUGUAUGUCUGAAAUUUUGUUGAUUCAUCCUUUUUAGCUUGGCACAAAGUGUACAUUAUUUUAAAUAAUGGGAUUAGUUUGAGAUUUCUUCAGACUUUGAAAACAAAUUUUAAGAGAAUGAUGGUUGUAACUAUUAACUGAUUUAUUUAAAUGUCUUGUAUUUAUACUAAGAAUUGUGUGUUUUAAGUCCAAAAAAGUUUGUACUUCAGUUUAAACCAAACAGUAUUUAAUAUCCCAAAAUUAGAACAGUAGUUAUUUUUUUAUAUUAAAUUCUGGUCAAUGUAAUAUGCUUCAAAGAUAAUUAUUUUAUUAUAUAUAUGUUUGCCAUAUCAGCGAGGAACCCUUAUAAUCUUGCUUUGUAUGAUUUAUAAAAUUUUAUGUGAUAACUUGUCCCCCCGUUGCACUAUAAAAAUCAGUGUCCCUCCUACCCCUGUUGACUUUUCUGAAGUGAAAAGCAUAUAAUUUUAUCUUGAUAUCCAUGUUUAUCUUGAUUAUCUUUGAUAUUUCACCUAGAAUUCCAAUUGGUAUGCUUAAAAUGACCAAUGCACCCAAGCAAAAUAGGCUCAUUGUCUUAUUGUUUCUGAUAUAAAUAUCAUUGGUAAAAUAAUGACAUUUCUUCUUGAGUUAUGAUUCAGAAGAGAUAAUCAUCCAUUAAUGGAAUUGAUAGGUCCAGGAAGCAAUAAGUAGAGAUCAUUUUGAAACCUAUAAUUGGAACUUCAUUGGAUAGGUUUUAUUCCUUCAAAUGAAAAUUAAAUUCUCAGUACUGCAAAGUAUAGGGCCUCAGCAUUCUCUGAAUUCAUACAGUCUUUCUGAGCCAUCUCAUAAUAGAAAAUGGUCUAUCAUGGUAUGUGGCUCUAUUCAGCGAAUAACGCUAAGUGAUUUUUGAAUGCAGAUGAUCUUGUAUCUUCACAGAGCUUUAGGUGGCUUAAAGAAUCAGAUUUGAACACACUUAUGAUCCUAGAGCUUGAACCCAGUGUUUGAAAUAGUUAUACAGUCUCAUCUUUUAACUCCCACUCAUCUCAUUAUGUCUCUAUCCUAGCUUUAUAUCUGAGCUGGCUAAAUGCCAUGAAAACUCUGACAUGGACAUAGGCAUGGUCAACCUUUCCCUUUUUUAAAAUGGUAAACUCUCACUUAUUUUUGUUUUCCUAAAGAAGAAAAACCAGGUAUAGCCUUUUUAUAUGUUUGGCUUCUGUUAUUACUGAACUUUUUAGCUACAAACUAACUUUAUUUGAGUUGGAUGGACCUAUCCUUAAUAAGUCUGAGGCUGUUCCAUCUGCCUCACCGCCCCCCCCCCUUUUUUAUUCAUUUAACUCCCUACAUAUGCUUACUGUUCUUUCUUCCAUUUGGCAAAAGACAGUUCAUUUUCUUAAAUGAAGUAGCAGCGUAAUUUUAUGAAAAGAAUGCUUAUCUAAGAAUUGGGAAACAUGUCUUCACAACCAUUUCUGUCAUUCACAACUGAUUUCUGUCAUUAACUAUACCCCUUGUCCCACUUAUUAGAACAUUCAACCCAUGCUAGUUAAAUAAAACUGAAUUGUCACCAUCACAGUUGACGUCAGUUUUAUCAUCUGUAAAAUGAAGAGUUUAGAUUAAAUGUGUGGUUCUAUAUUUCCAAGUUUGAUGUGGAUUUCUCUUUGGGUUAGUACGAGAAAAAUGUGUAAGUAUUUUUCACUUCAGGACUAGUUAGAAGUCAUGUUACUGAGAGGACAUUCGUUUCUUAUUAGUUGAAAAUGAGUUCACAAAGGGUGUUUUCUCCAGGAUUGUUUUAGUUUGUGCUCAUUUAAUUAUCUGUUCAGUAUUUAUUGUCUGACGUGUGUCAGAAUCUGUUCUAUGUGCCUAAAUACAGCAGUGAAUAAAACAGCAAUAUUUCUGGCCUCCAGAAGCUUAGAGUCUGCUGGGGGGGAUGCAGACAAUGAGUAAGGUGACAUGAGUCAAAUAUAGAAUAUGUUAGAUAGUGAAUAAAGCUGAUGAGUAGCGAAAUUAGGGAGGGGGAAUAUGUAGUUGGAGGGCAGGGGUACAGUUAAAAUUUUAAGUAGUGUGUCUAGGGAAAGCUUACUGAGAAGAUUAUUUCAGAGUAAAAACUGAAGGAAAUGAGGACCAUCAUAGUGGUUUUUGUUUGUUUUUUUCCUUAAGUUGCUGUGUUUCAUUGGUAGACAAAACACCCCGAUUGCUGGGACUUGAUUAAUAGUGAGGUCACUAAGGGAAAUUAAAAAAAUAUAAAAGUAUUAUAUAUUCAGUUGGCGUGUUGUAAAGGAAAGAUUGUAGCCAUUGAAUUUAGUGCCGUUUGCUGAUAAACAGUUAAGCAUGCAACAAAUAUAAUUUCCUGAGUCUACUUUUUAUGAUUCUCUGUCAGGUGUUCAUUUUUUUUUACUUCAUUUGGACAUUUUUACAUUUUAUUUCAGUAGACCUUUUGACAGCUGAAAGGAUUUCAGAAAAGUUGCAGGACCCAAGACAGAUGUAUCCAUUUAGCAAAUAAAUUUCACCCAUAGUUCUUCAAUCUGUCAGGUAUUCUGCUGAGGAGGACAAAUUUGGAUAACACAUCUUACCACAAUUUCAAAUUAUAUAAAACGUUAAAAGUGUAAUACAGUUUGGGUAUGUUAAGUAUCUUGCUGAAGUAUUAAAAAGGAAUAAGAUACGGAUAUUUUUUUAAAAUAGUGCUCAACAAAAACUAGCUUUAGCAUCUGUUUUGUUUAUUUGAAAUACUUUUUUUUCUGUGUUCUACAGUGAAACAAUUUAUACAUAGGAACGCACAUUUCUAAAAGAUUAAAAAAUUGAAAUCAUGGCAGUAAAACUAAACUAAGUAGGUAGCUAUAAAACACAGGAAUUACUGUAAUUCUAUAUGUAUAUUCUUUCAUUUCUGUUCUUGAUAAUUCCUUAGAACAUGAGAUGUAAUUCCUCCCCCCAUAUUUAAACUACUGUCAUUAUAAUACCCAUUGCCAUAGAGCAGAUGCCAAUUCAUAGUGACCCUAUAGGACAGGGUAGAACUGCCCCAUAGGGCUUCCAGGGAGCGGCUGGUGGAUUUUUUUGACUAGCAGCUAAGCUCUUUCUUAACCACUGCCCUCCAGAACUCCAUGGUAGGUUAUCCAAAUACCUAUUUUGGAUAAGUGGCUGAUGUUUAAAGUUAAUACUAUGUCAGGGAGGAAGGCAAAUAUCAACAUCAGAGAAAGAACUGAGUUUUAGGAAUAAACGAGAUUUUAUUUAAAAAAUAAAACCAAUUAGUAGUAAAACAAAAAAUUAUUUGGUCAUUUAAAAAUUAUUUAUUUUAGUAUACACUGGCAUUCCAAUUUUAAUAAAUUUAUUAAGUCACAUAAGGUCCAAUCAUGAUGUUAGAUUACUAAAGCCAACUAAUAAGAAGAAAAUGAAAGAUUAUGCUUCUGAAGGACUCUAAUAUGGUGGAAACAUUUUGACAAAGCAAGGAAAAUCUUAAAUGUGUUUUUCUUCCAAAAGCUAUUGUCAUUUGUUCCAGUUUUGCUUUGUUUAAAAAAAAAAAAAAAACUAUCCCAAAACUUAAUAACUUAGAACAACCACUUUAUUAUGUCCUGAUUUUGUAGGUUGGGAAUUUGGACAGGACACAGUUGGGUGAUUAUUCUGCCACAUGGUAUAAAGUGGAGUUACUCACUGGUAUUCAACUGGACUAGUCUGGAUGUUCAAAAGGGUUCCACUAACAUGCCUGAUCCCUUGGUAGAGAUGGCUAGAAAGCUGGGCUCAGCCCCCUUCUCCUCCCAUUCUGCUUAUCAGGACCUUUUUAAUGUGGUCACUCCAAAUGGUUUGGUCAGGUGGUAUAGAGCUUCCUGAGCAAAGGUAGAACCUGCCAGCCAUUUUAAAAAGAAGUGCUAGAUUUGGCACUGUAGGCUAUUGGUCAGUGCAAUCAAAGACCACAGAUUGAAAAAGGCGGUGGGAGGGCAGACCCUACCUGUUGGCAGAAUGAAUGUCAAAGAAUUGAUAACCAUCUUUAGCCAUAUUUCAGUGGAUCUUAAUAAGAAAGCUAUUCAUAUUAGUAUUCAGUACAGAAACCCACAGCUUACUAAGAAGCAUUUAUAUGUCAAAAAGAAAAGGCUAACAUAUUGGACAGGGCAAAUAUCCAAAGUUUCCAUUAUCACAGGAAGCUCUUUAGUGCGUUCUAUACCCCCAUCCC
Molecule: messenger RNA, 7630 nt
Organism: Loxodonta africana (African savanna elephant)
Lineage: Eukaryota; Metazoa; Chordata; Mammalia; Proboscidea; Elephantidae
Gene: TMEM161B
Product: transmembrane protein 161B
Exons: 12
Coding region: 430-1614 (394 amino acids)
Source: RefSeq, a predicted model, not a curated record